AUGGCCACCGUUUACCCCCACCCUGAACCUCAGUUUGUGCACUUUUCCAGUCGCCGCUCCGUUGUACACAGUACGAAAGGAAUCGUCUCAUGCACUCAGCCUCUCGCAACCGCUGCUGGCAUCGACAUCCUGCGGAAAGGCGGCAAUGCCGCGGACGCAGCAGUGGCCGUUGCAGCAGCUAUCAACGUCACUGAGCCUGGGUCCACUGGCAUCGGUGGUGACAUGUUCUGUCUCUUUUACGAUGCCAAGACCAAGAAGGUGUCCGCUAUGAACGGAUCUGGACGCUCUGGCGCAGCCGUCACACUUGACAGAAUCAGGAAAGACCUCAAGAUCCAAGAUGGCGAGACCGGCGAGAUCCCCAUGGACAGCGUACACGCAGCGACAGUGCCUGGUGCAGCCGCAGGUUGGGUCGAUUGCCACGAGCGCUUCGGCAGCGGCAAAGUGAGCCUGGAAGAGAUUCUUGCGCCAGCUAUCGACCUGGCUGAAAACGGCUUCCCUGUUUCUGAGUUAUCCGCCACAUUUUGGGCGCAAAGUGAAUCAGCGCUCAGGAAAGCAUCACCAAACGGACAUGAGAUGCUGAAAAAGGACUCAUCAGCAAAGGACGGCUGUAGGGCGCCGAAGGCUGGUGAAGUCAUGAAGAACCCUACCAUUGCUAACACGUUCAAACUGCUUGCAAAGCAUGGCAAGAAGGGCUUCUACGAGGGUGAAGUCGCUGAGCAGCUUGUAAAGGUUGUGUCCGAUCUUGGCGGCUACCUCACCCUGGACGAUUUGAAGCAUCACGCGGAAACUGGCUCUGAGCCUGUAGACCCUAUUUCGCUCAAGUAUACCGGCCAAGGUGUUGGUGAGUCUACUAAUGGUGGCAUCGAGCUUUGGGAACACCCUCCAAAUGGCCAAGGCAUCGUCGCACUGAUGGCACUUGGUAUCAUCCAGGAGCUUGAAAAGCAAGGCAAGAUCUCGAAGUGGGGCCUGAAAGACCACAACACAGCCCAGCAUCUCCACGCCACCAUCGACGCUCUCCGCAUUGCCUUUGCAGAUGCGCACUGGUUUGUCACCGACCCGAAUGUUGUCAAGGUGCCAUCUGCCGAGCUUAUCUCGCAAGAGUACCUCGCUGAACGUGCCAAACUCUUUGAUCCUAAGAAGGCCGCCGAGACCCCAGUCCACGGCUCGCCGGCUCACCUCCGAAGCGAUACCGUAUAUUUCUGCUGCACUGACCAGGAAGGCAAUGGAAUCUCGUUCAUCAACAGUAACUACGGCGGCUUUGGCACUGCCAUUAUCCCCAAGGGCUGCGGCUUUACUCUGCAGAACCGCGGUGCAAACUUCAAUCUCACAAAGGGACACCCCAACGAGCUCGCGCCCCGGAAGCGACCGUACCACACCAUCAUCCCCGGUCUUACGACUUACAGUGACGGUAGCUUGCACUCUGUCUACGGCGUCAUGGGCGGCUUCAUGCAACCCCAGGGUCACGUGCAGGUCCUGCUGAACCAGGAAGUCUUCAAACUGAACCCGCAAGCGGCACUUGACUCGCCGCGCUUCUGCAUUGGCGCCGGUAUGCCGAGCACUGAUGGCAAGCUGACAGACGCGACAGUAUACCUCGAGGAAGGCAUCGACGCCAAAGUCGUCGAGGAGUUGAGAGCGCUGGGUCAUAAUGUCAAGCAGCUAAGUGGGUACGGACGAGGCAUGUUCGGUCGCGGGCAGAUCAUUCGGAGGCAUACAGAUGAUGGGUUGACUGUCUGGAGCGGUGGAAGCGAUUUGAGGGGUGAUGGCGCUGCUGUCCCACUCUAA
Ascochyta rabiei is the source of this 1782-nucleotide messenger RNA. RefSeq lists its product as uncharacterized. Lineage: Eukaryota; Fungi; Ascomycota; Dothideomycetes; Pleosporales; Didymellaceae. The transcript has 3 exons. The record is from RefSeq and is a predicted model, not a curated record. Bases 1 to 1782 code for a protein of 593 amino acids.